This is a messenger RNA of Vigna unguiculata (cowpea), 1086 nucleotides long. RefSeq lists its product as uncharacterized. Lineage: Eukaryota; Viridiplantae; Streptophyta; Magnoliopsida; Fabales; Fabaceae. The record is from RefSeq and is a predicted model, not a curated record.
AUGGAAGUGGAACUUCCCGCGCGUUGGAAGGGGUUGACUAUGAGCCAGUAUGAUGGCACUACUGAUCCGGAGGAGCACGAAAAAGGAGAGUCUCUGCGGGAGUUUAUGGAGCGAUUUGGGAAGAUAUCCUUGAAUAUCUCUAAUUUAAAUCCUGAGGUCGCCAUGCAUCACCUCAUCACAGCACUAAAGCCUUGCCCUUUCGUUGACAGUCUAUGCAAGAAGCCCGUGAACAAUCUGGAUGAGCUUCGGACCAAGGCCACCAAAUUCAUGCAGAUGGAGGAAUUGAAAGAAUUCCGCAAUACAACUCGACCGGACGCACAGGAGAAAAGGCACCAUGAUAGAGAGCGAACGUUAGCAUCCCAAUCCGGCCACAGGUUCAAAGACUCUAGGCAGCCGAAACACAGCGGGUACACGCCCCUCCUGUCCAACAGAGCCAGAAUUCUGGAAGAAGCACUGAACACCGAUCUAAUAACAGCCCCUCAAAGGGCCCCGACUCCCCCGAACGUCGAUACCACUAAGCAUUGUCGGUAUCACCGAAAUUGUGGGCAUACAACAAAGGAAUGUUUUACCUUGAAAGACAAAAUCGAGGAACUGAUACAGGCCGAACACCUAAGAAUAUUCGUAAAAUGGGAAGGCGGGGGAUUCUCUUCAAGGGGAGAACGAGAAAAACGCUACAAGGAGCAACCACGAAGGACGUCAGGGUACCGAAAGAGGGAAGGAGAGGGCACCCGCAAAAGGGCCGAACCCAAAAAAGAUGAUGAGCGGGAUACGAGAGAAAUGCCACUGAGGGGAGUAAUUAAUUACAUUUCAGGAGGCUUCGCAGGAGGUGGAGCCACUACGUUUGCAAGGAAGAAGUAUGUGCGAGCGAUUCAGAGUGUCAAUGCCGUGAUAGUAUGUCCCAGACGGCACAUGCCACCCAUCACGUUUCGAGACGACGAUUUCCAAGCGAUCGACCACCAGCAUGACGACCCAAUGGUGAUAUCAGUAGAGAUCGAGGACUUCGCGAUCAGGAAAACCCUGGUGGACCCGGGUAGUUCAGUGGACAUCCUAUACUGGGGCACUCUCAGAAAACUGAAAAUUCCAUAA